ACCCACCGCCAUCGGCCCCCGAAUAAAAAGACGAAAAAAAAUAAUUAACCGCCCACCUUCCAAGAAAAGGCCAUUUGAGGCUAGGGUUUCUUUCGGCUCCAAAUGUUAGCCCCAAUCUGUGAAGGUUAUCCUUUGAUUCAUCAAAUUAUUUUCCUUGAACCCAAACUUUGUUCAAAAGGGUAAAAGAUGCAAGCCAUAUACGUAUCCAAGGAAAAUCUGCUUCGCUCUUUAGCUGGCUUUACAUUGAAUCAGGGUCAGAAUUCAGUUCUUGCUAAUGCUGGCAACUUUAUGUCAAAGCCCUUCUCUACUUUAAGCUGCUCGAUUCGCCCCUUUCUGAAUGCCCUUGAUCUCGGGACAAAGCUACCUCCUUUUGAUGAAUUGAUUACUCGCCAGAUGGAGAAUUUAAGUCCCAUGACAAGAAGUUUCGAUCUCUGUCACGGUAGAAAAUGCAUCGAUUAUUGUAGGAGAGCAAGUGCGGGUUUGAGAAGUCGGGAGGUAAUGGGUGUUUUGAGUAAUUCGAUGGGAAUAAACAGCAAGCCUAAAUCCGUUAUGGAGCCCGGGACGAGGGAUUUUCAUGUGUCACGUUCUUUAACGAAUUCAGCCCGGGCUGCUUCUGAAAUGUUGUUAGAUGGAUUUCCACGGGACGGGCAGCUUGGGAGUUCUACAGCUUCUUCUGAUCAGAAGUCACCAGGUGAUGGAGCCUUGAAAUUGCUCUCAGCAUCUUGUUACCUACCACAUCCAGAUAAGGAGGAAACUGGUGGUGAGGAUGCUCAUUUUAUAUGCGUCGAUGAGCAGGCUAUUGGUGUCGCAGAUGGUGUUGGUGGCUGGGCAGAUGUUGGUGUUGAUGCAGGACUGUAUUCUAGAGAGCUUAUGUCGCAUUCAGUAACUGCAAUUCAAGAAGAGCCUAAAGGGUUCAUUGAUCCAGUAAGAGUAUUAGAAAAAGCAUACGCAAGCACCAAAUCAAAAGGAUCUUCAACUGCAUGCAUUAUUACUCUCACUAACCAGGGUAUUCGUGCUGUGAACCUUGGCGACAGUGGAUUUAUAGUCGUGAGAGAGGGGUGUAACCUCUUCCGCUCACCUGUACAGCAGCACGAUUUCAACUUCCCUUACCAAUUGGAGAGUGGAAAUGGCAGCGACCUACCAAGUGCGGCUCAGGUGUUUACCAUUCCCAUCGCAUCCGGGGACAUCAUCGUUGCUGGUACAGACGGUCUAUUCGAUAAUCUCUACAGCAAUGAGGUCACGGCGGUUGUCGUGCAUGGCAUAAGGGCACGACUGGGGCCUCACGUGACGGCUCAGAAAAUAGCUGCGCUUGCUCGCCAGCGAGCGCAGGACAAGAACAGGCAGACUCCUUUCUCUACCACUGCUCAGAAUGCAGGAUAUCGCUAUUAUGGAGGUAAGCUCGAUGACAUUACUGUCAUCGUCUCCUACAUUACUGCUGCGACACCUUAGAAGCAUACAAACCACGAUUAGAUAUUCUUUUGUGCGUUUUGUACAUAGAAAUAGAAACGAUAGGGACUUCCUGGAGGGAUGGAUUUAGACGUCCAAGUUGUUCUGAUAUAUAUAGAAUCUUUUGUAAGAGAAAGACUCUGAAGUAAACUACUGGCAGCUGCAUUUGGCUGCUUUAAUUUUUGCAUUGAUGCAACUCCGAUA
Asparagus officinalis (garden asparagus) is the source of this 1650-nucleotide messenger RNA. Its product is annotated as probable protein phosphatase 2C 55. The transcript has 4 exons. Lineage: Eukaryota; Viridiplantae; Streptophyta; Magnoliopsida; Asparagales; Asparagaceae. The record is from RefSeq and is a predicted model, not a curated record. Bases 187 to 1449 code for a protein of 420 amino acids.